AUGAUGGAAUUAGAAAACAAGCUUUCACAUGCAGAAAUAAUAGAAGUGAACGGUGAUUCAGUAAUGUUUGGUGCAGCUGUGACAUUGAAGCUUGUCAAAGUAUGUAUUAAAGGUGCUGCCACAGACAAUAAAGCAAUAAAUGGACCAUUUGAUGAUCUAUAUUUAAUUGCAGGACAAAAACCUGUAUCAGUAUUUGCAAAGAAGUCCAUUUCUGGUUUGCAGAUAAGGAAAGGUGCUACAGUAGGUGUAGCAGCAUCUACCGAUAUUCCUGCUGGUGUUUCAGUUGAAUGUAAUGAUGUUAAUGGUUUUUCUGUUGAUCUUGAGAUUAACGGUAUUGUGUGCAAAGCAGAGUGUGAUGGUAAGUAUUUGACUGUAUAUCUUGGUUAUAGCCAUAAUAUUAAGUAUAAAGUGCCUAAAGAUGUUGAGAUUAAGUAUAUAAAGCCAACUCACUUGGUGGUUAAUGGUAUGGACAAGCAAAAGGUUUCUUCUUUAAUGAUUGAACGCCCAUCUAAUAUGAAGUUAGAACAAAAAUUGGUAUUUGACCGUGGAGCAUAUAAAUAUACAGGUAGGAGAGUGUCGACAGUCACCAAAGGUGGUAGGAGGUUCUCAUUUUCAGUUUUGGUUGUUACUGGAGAUGAGAAGGGUAGGGUGGGAUGUAGAAUGGGUAAGCAUGCAGAAGUUGCUGAAGCAAGGAUAAAAGUUGUAAAUGCUGCAAAAAAAUCAAUGAUUAGAGUGUAUUUACGUGAAGGUAGAACUUUGCACCAUGAUAUUAAGGCUAAAUUUUGCUCUGGUGAAAUAGUUUUAAGAGCAACUAGAGCUGGAACAGGCAUUAUUGCUGGGGGAUCGAUUGGGUCGGUUUUUGAGGUGUUGGGCAUAAAAGAUGUAGUAGCUAAAUCUACUAGAUCGAAUAAUCCUCAUAACGUUAUAUGUGCAGUAUUUAAGGCCUUUGAUAAUAUGUUAUCUCCUCGUCAAGUGGCGAGCAAAAGGGGUAAAGAAAUUAGCGAGGUAGUCGGAAGCUCAAGAAAGUCUACAACUUAUGGUGCGAGUAAAGCCUUACAGGCUGCUGCAAAAGCUGGAAUAGAGAAAUUUGGUGUGGAGGUUGUUUCUGGGAUAAUUCGUGGCCCUGGUUUUGGUACCGAGACUGCAGUUAAAGCACUUCAGAGCUGCGGGUUAACAGUUACCUCAAUUGCGAAUAAGACUACGAUUUCUCAUAAUGGAUCUAGUUUAGAUAAAUUAACUAAGCCUAAUUCGACGAAAGUAGUAUCAAGUGACUCAAGCGAGAAGGGUGAUACUGUGCUAGAACCAUUGGAGAGUGGUUUUGCUUUAGAAGGUUUUGGUCUUGCUGCGGUGCAAAUUGGAGUGCUAGAGAGAAUUUUCGUCAUGGAUAUCCAGCUAGAGGAUAUUAAAGGUGAACCAGUAGGAUAUGAAUGUACUGGUAAAUUUUGCAUGAUUAAUCCUGAAAUCACAGAAUUAUGA
Molecule: messenger RNA, 1476 nt
Organism: Brugia malayi
Lineage: Eukaryota; Metazoa; Nematoda; Chromadorea; Rhabditida; Onchocercidae
Product: 30S ribosomal protein S11, putative
Exons: 9
Coding region: 1-1476 (491 amino acids)
Biological process (GO): translation
Cellular component (GO): ribosome
Molecular function (GO): structural constituent of ribosome; peptide deformylase activity; rRNA binding
Source: RefSeq, a predicted model, not a curated record